AUGACCCAGAAGCCGGAAGAGGAAUCAACCUGGGAACCUGCGCCAAUCGAAAAAGCCGCGCAAGAGGGGAGGAUUGGGCAAGAUGAUCCUGCACAUCUCCCGGCUUAUAAGCCAAAAAGUGAACCCGCUGGGCCCACUACUAGUGCAGCGGUUGAGAUGCGAGAGUUCAUCGUGAUUUCCAGUCCUGAACCCACUCCACCCCAGAAGAUCAAAGGACCGGAAGCGAAGUCUUCUGUGCAUCCCAGCAGGCCAAGUAAGAGGAAGGCUGUCGUUUUGGACAGCUCAGAAGAAGAAAGCGUCACCGCAAACUCUUUGGCAAUUCCCUUCAAGUUACAUACAAAGAAGUCUACUACCCCCGGGUCUCAAGUAGAUAAGACAAUCCAGUCCCCCAAAGUCUCGCGCAAGAAGUCUCGCCCUUCUUUGACCUCCCGCGCCCAGAUCCCCUCAAACAGCGCCACUCCCCAUCUAAGCCGACACGACAAACACGAAAUGAUUGUGCAAUCGAAGCCCGUUCUCAAUCCUUUCCGCUCAGUCAAUGAUAAAUAUAGCUCUCAUGCCCUUUCCGACAAAAAGGUCAGUACCCCUAACAUGAAUUUUUUUUUCUUUCGGAGUUCUUACUCAUCUCCAGUUUACCAGGCCAAAAAAAAAUCAUCCAAUUCUUCCAAAAAAAAUCGCAGAAGACGCCAGAGGCAGAAGGCCAAUGCCAGGGCGGAAAACACUCAAUCCCUUAAGACCUCUACGGUCAAAAAGCGUGCGGGGAAAACGGUGCUCGGAGAUGAGGAUUCUGGUAUCCCCCUUAAAGACAGGCGAAUGGAACAAAAUUCUAUUCCCAUAGUUAUCAACGGCGAAACCUUCCUCCCUCCCAGAAUGGGAGAAGGCAGUAAGUUCCCGAGAUUCAUGCGCAAGUUCUUUUCAUACACACUCUCCCCCCCUAUGCCCCUCUCCCCCGCACGCCACUAACGAUCAAAAACAGGCGCACGCAGACCCACCAAGGAAGAGUUGAGGAAGGAAGCCUUAGACAAAUUCGGGACGAGACUGAACCUCGCAAAGUCUGACUUCCUGGCGCUCUGUCGCUCCCGUGGCGAAUACCCCACCCGCAAAGAGCUCGACUUGCGCGCUUUCCCAAAAGACUUCCAGUUCGAGCCAUCCAAUGAAACCCCACCUAUCCCAUCUUCCCCGGAGGAGGACAAAAACGUUAUGAUCCGAGCACUGGAGGAAGACAGAUCUCUCGGCGAGAAUCGGGUCCCGGGACCUGCCGACAUCGAGAAUGUGCGCAGGAGACACUCCCGGAGGAAGAAGUUUGAAAAAGGUUGUCUGGCCAUUUUAAAGGAAGAGCCCAAUAUCGUCAAGGGAGAGAAUCAUUAGUUCCAAUUUCCCCUCCAACACUGCUGGAGCUUUUUUUUUUGUCUUGUUUUUUUCCCUUUUCUUCCUUGCGGUAGCUGCUGCCGUCAAUGUCUUGUUGGGGUAUGAUACUCUGUUUAAGUCUUGUUUUUUUGUUUUUACCCCCUCCUACUUCUGCGCCCCAUAUUCCCAAAGCUCACAUUGGCAUCUAAUCCCACUUGUCUCUCUUCC
Tuber aestivum (summer truffle) is the source of this 1572-nucleotide messenger RNA. NCBI's taxonomy places the organism in Eukaryota, Fungi, Ascomycota, Pezizomycetes, Pezizales, Tuberaceae. The record is from the annotation of a GenBank genome assembly.